AUGGAAUUCGAUACUAUCCCUCAAGAAGCAAUGUGGCAAAUGAACUUGAGAUCAAGUGAAACAAUGGAAUCAGGGCCUUAUCCAGAGCAUCCAGGAGAACCAGAUUGUUCAUACUACAUCAGAACUGGCCUUUGUAGAUUUGGAGCAACAUGUCGAUUUAAUCAUCCUCCUAACAGGAAGCUGGCUAUUGCCACUGCACGGAUGAAAGGCGAGUUCCCAGAGAGGUUAGGGCAGCCAGAAUGUCAGUACUAUCUGAAAACAGGAACUUGCAAAUUUGGUGCCACAUGCAGGUUUCAUCAUCCUAAAGACAAGGCUGGGGUUGCUGGAAGAGUUGCCUUGAACAUUUUAGGCUAUCCACUCCGCCCGAAUGAGUCUGAAUGUGCUUAUUAUUUAAGAACUGGUCAAUGCAAGUUUGGGAACACUUGCAAAUUUCAUCAUCCUCAACCAAGUAAUAUGGUACUAUCAAUGAGGGGUUCGACUGUUUAUCCUACUGUCCAAUCUCCAACUACACCAGGUCAGCAGUCAUAUGCGGCAGGAAUUACAAAUUGGUCUAGUUCAUCCUAUGUUCCUAGUCCAAGGUGGCAAGGUCCUUCAAGUUAUGCACCCUUAAUUCUACCCCAAGGAGUGGUUUCAGUGCCUGGGUGGAGUACAUACAGUGGUCAAAUGGGAUCAGAAAGUCCACAGCAAACAAUGAGAAAUGAUCAAACCUAUGGAACUUCUCACCAAGGUGAAUUAGAAAAUGCAGGACUCCAAGGGGCAUAUUCUCAAUACCGUUCUGGCUCUGUUCCAGUAGGAUUCUAUGCUUUGCAAAGGGAUAACAUUUUUCCAGAGAGACCUGAUCAGCCCGAAUGCCAAUUCUACAUGAAGACCGGAGAUUGCAAGUUCGGUGCAGUUUGUCGUUUUCACCACCCACGAGAGAGGCAGAUCCCUGCCCCUGAUUGUGUUUUGAGUCCCAUUGGCCUUCCUUUGCGUCCUGGAGAACCUCUUUGUGUAUUCUACUCGCGGUAUGGCAUAUGCAAAUUUGGCCCAAGUUGCAAGUUUGAUCAUCCAAUGGGAAUUUUCACCUAUAACGUCGCAUCACCUUUAGCUGAUGCCCCGAGCCGGCGUCUGUUAGGCUCUUCAUCAGGAACUGCUGCAUUAAGUUUAUCAUCAGAAGGACUUGUUGAGUCGGGCUCAGCAAAGCCAAGGAGGCUUUCAUUAUCAGAGACUAGACCUAAUCCUUCCGGUGAUGAUAACAUUGAUGACGAGGGAUAA
Lathyrus sativus (Indian pea) is the source of this 1254-nucleotide messenger RNA. Lineage: Eukaryota; Viridiplantae; Streptophyta; Magnoliopsida; Fabales; Fabaceae. The record is from the annotation of a GenBank genome assembly.